Emiliania huxleyi CCMP1516 is the source of this 468-nucleotide messenger RNA. RefSeq lists its product as hypothetical. Lineage: Eukaryota; Haptophyta; Isochrysidales; Noelaerhabdaceae. Bases 1 to 468 code for a protein of 155 amino acids. The transcript is spliced from 2 exons. The record is from RefSeq and is a predicted model, not a curated record.
AUGGACAGCGGCGGCGAGGAGCCCCCGGCGGACGACGACGAGGGGCCCGUGUGCGAGAUCAUCAAUGACGGCGCCCCGGGCGUUCCUCAGAUCCCCGAGGUGCUGGGGGGCAGGGUGGUGGGCGGCGACCGCCGCAUACCGUCCUACGGCGGGGACUAUCGCUACGCCAGGGAAGACAAGGGCGUCGAAGUGCAGCUGCUGCUGUUCGAAUCGUUCGGCGGGUUCGGAAAGGGGGUCCGUGAGAUCCUCAGGAAGGCGGCGGACGUACUACAGAACAAGCUGACGCGGGCCCAGUACCUCGAUGAGGUGACUUGGACCACCAAGAGCUGGCUGGGGCUGCAGAAGCAGCGCAUCUCAGUCGUUCUUCACACGGCAAUCGCAGAGCAGAUUGUGAAUGAGCUUGCCUGUGGCGGGGGUGGGCGGGUGCACGGAGCUAAGUGCCUCGCCACCCUCGCAGGAGUCGCUUAG